AACUCGGCAAAGAUCAAAACACCUGUUUCCCAAACGGAGUCCAAUUUUCUUGCGAAGCAAGUUUGCACUUUGCUGAUCAGAUGUUUGCAGAAGUUAUUAUCCAUCUCGCAUUUUGCAAAGCUAAUCGAAGGCACCUUAAUUAGGGCCACUUAAAUCAGGAAGAGGCGAAUUUCUCGUGCUUGGUGCCGUGCCACAGCAUAAUCUGCAGAUUUCCACGUUCUGCGAUGAAAUAAGUCGUCUUGUGUAAAAUCUCUGCUGUGAAGAAAUAUUAAAGAGAUAAAAUUCUGAACCAUGGACAACAAAGACAGACACUCCAUUGUCUCUACCCUGAUGCCAGUGAUCUUGACAGCAGUCGCUGUCCCACUGUCCAUGUUUUUAUGGAUUGGUAACAUGGCUUUCUCGUUUUUUACGGGAAGCUAUGAAGCGCACAGGGACGGGGACGUCGUGAUACCACCAACUCGUUGGCUCAUGUCGAUGGUGAUUCCCAUAGCUUUUGUGGCUUGGGGAUUGAAGAAAAAGAGCUUGAACACCUCAGGGGCUGUUUUAGGCCUCAUUGUGGGUUUUGUCCUCACUCUCAGCAGCUACGCAUUCCUUGCGUGCUUGAUGACCUUUUUUGUUACUUCAUCCAAGGCUACCAAGUACAGAAGUGACAAGAAGAGGAAAAUCGAGAAGGAAUUCAAAGAGGGUGGUCAAAGAAACUGGAUUCAGGUGUUGUGCAACGGAGGCAUGGCCACUGAACUCGCACUUCUUUAUUUGAUUGAUUCUGGAUGUGGUGAAAGGACAAUCGACUUUGCCAGAGACUAUCGAGCCUCUUGGCUCAGUAUGGGUGUCCUCGGAGCCUUUGCCUGUUGCAAUGGAGACACCUGGGCUUCAGAGCUGGGCUCUGUCAUUGGAAACACAAAUCCCUUCCUGAUUACUACUAGAGAACAUGUCCCACGAGGAACAAAUGGCGGAGUCACCAUUGGAGGGCUGCUUUUCAGCUUUUUUGGAGGACUGAUGGUCGGCAUUGCUUAUUACAUAUCAGUGGUUCAACUCGUAGACUCCGCCUCUCUUCUUACCAGUCCACCCCAGUGGCCUCUGAUAAUUGCGGGUGGCCUGGCUGGCUUGGUCGGAAGUAUUGUCGACUCACUUCUUGGUGCUACCCUUCAAUAUUCAGGCAUUGAAGAAAAGACUGGCUGUAUAGUAGAGCGCCCUGGCCGAGGUGUCAAGCACAUCAGCGGCAUGCCCAUUUUAGACAACCACAGUGUCAAUCUUAUCUCCAGUAUCAUCAUGGGUCUCUUGACUCCCUGGCUUGCCAACAUUUUGUGGAUGUAACUUAAAAUAACCAUGUUAAGUUUGCAGCCUUCUCCGUUAUUCAUAUGGCAUGUGACUUCAUGGUAGCAUAUUAACUGCUCGUCGUAGUGCCAAAGUACAAACCGAAGUUUUAUCGAUGGAAAUUGAUGUGAAACAGAUAAAUGAGAUUGCCUUAAUUUCAAUCAGUCCACCUACUUCUCAAGAAAGACUUGCCUGCUCGAUCGUGAAAAUUUUGUGUUGCACGAACUCUUUGAGCCAACCGUUUUAAGUUAUAAGAACAACAAUUGACUUGUAUUUUUGGCAAUUUUUUGUGUGAUUUGUACUGGCUGCUCACUCAGAAUAUUUCUGUAAAGAAGUCGCAACACAUUUA
Messenger RNA from Neocloeon triangulifer, 1663 nucleotides. Its product is annotated as transmembrane protein 19. The record is from RefSeq and is a predicted model, not a curated record. The transcript has 7 exons. The coding region runs from base 292 to 1314 and encodes 340 amino acids. Gene Ontology annotation, cellular component: membrane. Lineage: Eukaryota; Metazoa; Arthropoda; Insecta; Ephemeroptera; Baetidae.